Molecule: messenger RNA, 939 nt
Organism: Colletotrichum spaethianum
Lineage: Eukaryota; Fungi; Ascomycota; Sordariomycetes; Glomerellales; Glomerellaceae
Product: putative acetylxylan esterase A
Exons: 1
Coding region: 1-939 (312 amino acids)
Cellular component (GO): extracellular region
Molecular function (GO): hydrolase activity
Source: RefSeq, a predicted model, not a curated record
AUGAUGUCCCUCCUGACGCUUGCCCUGUGGGCUGUUACCCUCCUGACGCUGGUGUUCGGCGCCGAAGUGGUGCCCCGCGCGACUUUCACCGAGGUGACGGACUACGGCUCGAACCCGACUGGCACCCGCAUGUGGCUCUACGUGCCGCGGAACCUAGCGGCGAAGCCGGCCGUCGUAGUCGGUAUCCACUGGUGCAGCGGCAGCGCGCAAGCCUACUACCAGGGCAGCAUGUGGGCGACCAACGCGGAGAAGUACGGCUACAUUGUCGUCUACCCGCAGACGCCUUACACGCGCGACAACUGCUGGGAUGUGGCGAGCAAGAUGACGCUGACGCACGGGGGCGGCGGCGCGAGCAACUCGAUUGCCAACAUGGUGAGCUUCGUGAUUGCGCAGUAUGGCGCCGACAAGAGCCGGGUGUUUGCGACGGGGAUCUCGUCGGGUGCCAUGAUGACGGUACGUCUGGGAUCCCGUGGGCUCCUCCUUUGUGAGAUGCGUGACGUUGACGGACGUGAGCAGAACGUUCUCGCGGCGACGUACCCCGACGUCUUCGCCGCCGGCAUCGCGUACGCGGGCGUGCCGGCCGGGUGCUUCAUGUCGGCGGACGACAUUCCCGACUUCUGGAACUCGACGUGCUCGACGGGGCAGUCCAUCUGGACGCAGCAGCAGUGGGCCAACGUCGUCAAGGAGAUGUACCCCGGGUACACCGGGGUGCGGCCCCGGAUGCAGAUCUACCACGGAACGGCGGACGAGGCGCUCAACGUGCAGAACUACUACGAGACGAUUAAGCAGUGGACGGGCGUGUUCGGGUACUCGACAACGCCCGUGUCCCAGACACCCAACUAUCCCCGCAGUCCGUACACGAAGUACGUGUAUGGGGACAAGCUGCAGGUGGGUUCAAGGCCGAGGGGUGAGGAGAAGGAGGCGGCUGAUGGCGUGUAG